GCCAUGGACCAGCUCCGGAGAUCUCUCUUCUUUCUCCUUCUGAUUCUGGCACCUUUAAGCACUGUGGGUCAUCCUCUUCCAAUACAGGUACGUUCCCAUGAGCUCAUAAUUUCCAGCUUCUUUGUGCGCUCAACGAUUGUGUCCCGCUAUGCCUCCACACGAGUGCGGACUUCCAUGAGCAACCCACAUCCUGAGGCCAAAGAAGCCAUCUUUGACUUGGAUCUGCCCCAUUCUGCCUUCAUCUCCAACUUUACCAUAACCAUGAAUGAGAAGAUCUAUGUGGCUGAAGUGAAGGAAAAGCACCAAGCUAAGAAGAUGUAUGAGGAAGCCCGCAGGCAGGGAAGAACAGCAGCUCAUGUUGGCACCAAGGACCGAGAAAUAGAAAAAUUCAGAGUGUCCACCAGUGUGGAAGCAGGAGAAAAGGUGGCCUUUGAGCUGACCUAUGAGGAAUUGCUUCAGCGACAUUUGGGGAAGUAUCAGCAUGCUAUCAGCAUCCGUCCCCAGCAGGUGGUGAGGAACCUCACAGUGGAAGUGAGCAUCUCUGAGAGAACUGGCAUUGACCAUGUCCAAGUCUUGCCCCUCCGCACAAGUCGACUGAUGACCAAUACUCUUCAAGGUGAAGCUGAUAUGCCACCCUCAACUCGAGUGGAGAAAGGACGGCACUGUGCUUGGAUUGUCUUCACCCCAACCCCCCAAGAACAGGAAGCCUUCUCCAGCUCAGGAAUCAUCGGUGAUUUUGUGGUGCAGUAUGACGUGGCCAUGCCGGAUGUUGCAGGAGACGUACAGAUCUACAAUGGCUACUUUAUUCACUACUUUGCCCCAAGGGGGAUGCCCCUGGUGCAGAAGGAUGUGGUCUUUGUUAUUGACAUCAGUGGCUCCAUGUAUGGCACCAAGCUGAAACAGAUCAAGAAAGCUAUGCACGUCAUACUAAGUGAUCUUCACCAAGACGACCAUUUCAACAUUGUUACUUUUUCUGACACAGUGAAUGUGUGGAAGCCAAGUCAAUCCAUCCAAGCCACUUCCCAAAAUAUCCGGAGGGCCAAAGAUUAUGUCAGCAAAAUGGAAGCAGAUGGAUGGACUGACAUCAACGCGGCAUUGCUUGCAGCUGCCUCCAUCUUCAAUCGGAGUUCUUUAGUGGAUGGAAAGGUGGAGAAGGAGCCAAGAAUCCCACUGAUCAUCUUCCUGACCGAUGGUGAACCCACUUCAGGAGUAACAGCUGGCAGUCGCAUUCUGACCAAUGCUCAGCAGGCUCUUAAGGGCACCAUCUCACUCUUUGGUCUGGCCUUUGGAGAUGAUGCUGAUUAUGGACUGCUGAGACGACUCUCGCUAGAGAACCGUGGGGUGGCCCGGCGUAUCUACGAGGAUGCUGAUGCUACUUUGCAGCUCAAGGGUUUCUAUGAUGAAAUUGCCAGCCCUCUGCUGUACGAUGUGGAGCUGUCCUAUCUUGACGGGGUUGCAGAAGACCUCACGCAGAACCUCUUCCCCAACUAUUUCCAGGGUUCUGAGCUUGUUGUGGCUGGCCGAGUGAAGCCAGGAGCAUCAAAACUGCAGGUGCGCACAACAGGGCAAGGCCAGGAAGGCCCGUUGAACCUGGAAAAUGACAUUUCAACCAACACCACUGAAGCUGCUCCAUUUGGCUGCCUUGGCGAGAUCAACAAGAUCGGUCACUUUGUACAAAGGCUCUGGGCCUACUUCACCAUUCAAGAUCUGCUACAAGCCCGGUUCCGAGCCAAUGACACUGCUGCCCGGCGUCUCCUGACAGAAAAAGCUACCAAUUUGUCAAUCAAAUACAACUUUGUCACUCCUGUCACCUCCUUGGUAGUGGUGAGGCCAGAAGAAGCCAGAGACAGAAACCAGCCUGUGAAAACCACAGUUCCUCCAGGGGUGACUAGAGUACCAAAAACCUCUCCUCAAGCAUUGGCUGUAUCUGUUUUGCCAAGACUUUCUAAGGCAGCUAAAUCUGUUCUUGGAGUUACUGAUCCUCCUGCAGUAACAAAAGCUUUCAAGGAAAUGAUGGGGACAGGAACUGUUCCAGUGACAGCACCUAGGCUCUUUAAAGCAGCCAGAGCCACCUCUUCACCUGUUAGCACUAUGUCUACCACCAUCACUCCACCUGUCUAUCCCACCAUAGUACCUACUGCCACCGGCCACCCCAAAUCAGCCAAAGUCACAACAAUUCUGGGGAGAACAACCAUCUCUUUGACUCCCCUAGCGAGCCAUAGAUCUACUAAACCCCCAAGAGCUACCACGACUCUUAAGUCAACCAGGUCAUCUGUAACCCUCCCCAAGAUCAGUCCCACCAGAGCAGCAAGAUUCAAACUCACUGUUCAGCCACACCCUGCACUGGAGACUAGAGGAACAGCCAUGACAAAGGUUAUGGCAGGGGUCCCCAACACUAUGGUUAGGGCAUCAACUGCUUUGUACCCUUCUGCCAGCCCAAAGAUGCUGGAGAGCAACUCCAGUCUUUGGGAACAGCCCAAGAUGACCCCAUGGCCAGCCACUCAGUACCACCCAUAUAGCAAGUGGCAAGCGAGUACUGCCAGGAUGGAGACAGGGAAACUUCCCAGGAGCAAGACAAACACCAAGGAUGGGGUAACCUCAAAGUUGCACAUUGAUAGGCCCCAGGAGAAAAGCACAGUCUCUUGGGGCACAUCCUUCACCACUCAGGCAGCAGAAUUAGAGGGCGCCAGUCCGGUUCCUGGCACCUCCACACCUGCCUCUGACAUCAGCCUCCUCCUGCUACCUGGGGAGUCUGAAUUACACUCAACCACCAUCCAGAAUACAGAAUAUGUGGAGUCCUUGAACCCUCCAGCUUUAUAUAGCUUUUUGAUACCCAAAGGACUUGGAGAAAACUUGGAUUAUGGAGACUAUCCAGAUUUUUUUGAAGAAUUGGACAGCGAAUCAGACUCCCUGGGAGUGUCACCCAAAUCUGGCCUCUUCACUUUCUCCUCUUGGGUGGAUGGAGACCCUCACUUUGUAAUAAAGUUGCCACAUUCACUGGGGAAUCUGUGCUUCACCCUGGAUGGACGCUCAGGAGAUAUCCUCCGGCUGGUGAGCGACCCGGCCACAGGUUUGUCUGUUAAUGGGCACCUAAUGGGAGCCCCUUCAAGGCCAGGCCACGAAGAACGUCCCCGCACCUAUUUGGAUGUCAUCACCAUAGUAGUGGAGCACCCACAUAACAGCUACGUGGUUAAUAUAACCCAGAAGGGUGUGACACUAUAUGGCGAAGAAGUGUUGGUCUUGCCCUUAACUCAGCGGGCCACAAUCAAUAAGGCCCCUCUGGCCAUUUCCGUGUGGCCCGAGGCCAAUAUCAUUGUCCAGAUUGGGCCCAUGGUUGAAUUCCUUGUUCUGCUGCAUCACUAUAGCCAUCCCACCGUCCUGCAGUUGGAUCAUCUUGGCUUCUAUAUUGUGAAGGGCCAAGGCCUGUCGGCCUCAGCAGGCGGCUUGCUAGGCCAGUUCCAGAGUAGCAACAUCAGCCUUUCCCCAGAUCCAUCUCAAGGGGGCAAAGUUGCCUGGAUGCAGAGCGAUGGGAAGAAAGUACUAGUCUCUGAAGUCUCCAAGGUGCUGAAGGAUUCAAUCCAGAGGGCUCACGAAGCCAAGUGCUGGCUGGUGAAGCGCAAGGAUGUGGAAGAGUUGCUGGGAGCCUCCUACUGCUCCUACCUGGCCUCCAACCUGUUGGAAAUAUGA
This is a messenger RNA of Protobothrops mucrosquamatus (brown spotted pit viper), 3687 nucleotides long. RefSeq names its product inter-alpha-trypsin inhibitor heavy chain family member 6 (gene ITIH6). The record is from RefSeq and is a predicted model, not a curated record. Bases 4 to 3687 code for a protein of 1227 amino acids. Gene Ontology annotation, biological process: hyaluronan metabolic process. Gene Ontology annotation, molecular function: serine-type endopeptidase inhibitor activity. The transcript is spliced from 14 exons. Lineage: Eukaryota; Metazoa; Chordata; Lepidosauria; Squamata; Viperidae.